Molecule: messenger RNA, 1921 nt
Organism: Coccomyxa subellipsoidea C-169
Lineage: Eukaryota; Viridiplantae; Chlorophyta; Trebouxiophyceae; Coccomyxaceae
Product: branched-chain amino acid aminotransferase II
Exons: 10
Coding region: 155-1531 (458 amino acids)
Biological process (GO): branched-chain amino acid metabolic process
Molecular function (GO): branched-chain-amino-acid:2-oxoglutarate transaminase activity
Source: RefSeq, a predicted model, not a curated record
GAAAUUUAUAGAAGCUUGGGCUCUUCAGUGUGAUCUUCCCCAGAUUAUUCGCGAUCAAUCCAUUUGCCUUUGACGGAGGCCCGAAAGGCUUUGUGGCAAGUUUUAUUGAAUAAGGGUGCCCCUGUGUGCUCAGCCCUGAAGGGGGAAGCCCAACAUGUUGGAAAUGGCCCAAUCAAUGUGUAAUCCGAGUCUCACUUUACUUACCGACAGAAAUGCUGCUGCCGCAAGACAAGAACUUAGCAGGAGCCACAGCAGAUUAAGGGGCUGCCCAAGACUUCAUCCAAGACAAAGGCUUCAGAGGCAGCUUCUUACCGCCAGUGCAACUAUCACAAAGGAGCAGCAAAGCACUCCAAGCACAAGCGGCAGUGAGCACCUUAACAGCGGUACCACACCUGCCAACAUCAACUGGGAUGAACUGGGUUUUGGCAUUGAUCACACUGCACCGUACAUGUACAGAGCGACGUACCACCCAGGCAGCGGAUGGGAGGGCGGUCUUGAGCCCUACGGGCCGCUUCAGCUCGACCCCAGUGCUCAGGUGCUCAACUACGGGCAGUCGGUGUUUGAGGGCAUGAAGGCUCAGCGCAGCGCCAAGGGCAACAUUGUCCUGUUCCGGCCGGACGAGAACGCCGCGCGCAUGAUGGCCGGCGCGGAUCGGCUCAGCAUGCCGCCGCCGCCGCCGGAGCUGUUUCUGGAUGCGGUUCUGUCGACGUGCCGCGCGAACGCGCACUAUGUCCCGCCGCAGGGCAAGGGCUCUCUCUACAUGCGGCCGCUGCUUCUCGGCACCGGAUCUAUCCUUGGCCUGGGCCCGGCGCCAUCCUACUCUCUCGUGGUGUACGCCGCAGCUGUUGGCGCGUACUUCAAGACGGGGCAGCUGACGCCGAUUGACCUGAUCGUGGAGGAGCGCUUCCACAGGGCAGCCCCUGGCGGCAUGGGCGGCACCAAGGCUGCUGGCAACUACUCCCCGGUGCUGGUGGUUCAGCUGGCGGCGAAGCAAGCGGGCUAUGCGGAUGUGGUCUACUUGGACGCCAAGACGGACACCUAUCUGGAGGAGGUGUCCUCCUGCAACAUAUUUGUCGUCAAGGGCAACACCAUCAAAACUCCCCCUCUCGCGGGGACCAUUCUGCCGGGGGUGACGAGGAAGAGUGUGAUCCAGCUGGCGCGCCAGCUGGGCUAUGAGGUGGAGGAGACCAACGUGACAGUCACUGAGGCCAUGGAUGCCGAUGAGAUCUUCACCACCGGCACCGCCGUUGUGGUGUCCGCCGUCGGCAGCCUUACUCACAGGGUGAGCACCACUUCUAGUAUCCAUGAUAAGAGUCAACGGGGUCUCUGUGACUUUCUUGACAGAGUUUGUCCCUUGGCAACAUGGCCAGUAAAACAGCAGAGCCGUGACGGGGGCUGGGUAUGCAGCAACCUUCCUUGCCUGUGCUCAUUUGUGCUGCAGGGAAGCUACUUGCGAGCUAGGGGGAGAGGAAACAGUUUGGGGAGCCCGGCAAGCCCACCAAGACGGCGCUGCACAUCUAUGAGGCUCUGACAGCUCUGCAGCAGGAGAAGGCGGAUGACCCCUUCGGCUGGAUUGUGCCGGUGGCCUGAGUGUCGGGAGCUAAAUGAUAUGGGAGCAGCUUUUUUAUGCUUCAUGUUACGGCUUGACGACAAGUUCAAGGCUGAGAGAGACUAUGCAGUGCACGCUUUUGCGAUUUAAUCGACAUGACUGUGAUCACUGUGACGUGAUGAGGAAAAGCAACGUUUCAAUUGAAGAUUACCGCAGGAUGAAUUGCUCUUGUUGAAAUCUGCCUGGAUCCCCUGAAUAGGCCUCAGGCAGGCUGCCCUUUCAAAUUUGCCCUUUAAAGGGCCAACUUGGAGUGGGGGGGUCCAUCUGGUCUGCACGCAUGCUAAUUAAGCUUGCAAUACAUCCAUAUCAUUC